Messenger RNA from Heterocephalus glaber (naked mole-rat), 9519 nucleotides. The record is from RefSeq and is a predicted model, not a curated record. NCBI's taxonomy places the organism in Eukaryota, Metazoa, Chordata, Mammalia, Rodentia, Bathyergidae.
GUUGAGGAAGAGACAAAAGCUAUGUGCUGGGCAUGGGCUGUUUUCUGGUGUCACAGCCACACAGUGUUGGGACAGGACCUUCCUGGAGAGAGCAGGUGGGGCUUAGCCUCACACCACCCUCCCCACUCAGGAGCCUGCUUCCAAUUACACCCACAGGCGGAAACUCUGGGAGCGGACACGAAGCAACACCUAAGCCCCCGGGACCUGCUUGCCUGGAACAUCUGACCCACCCAGGACAUCAUAGCUUCCUGCCCCAGCCCCUCCUUGGGUCCCACAGGCCUUGGCCUUCUCUGUUGGUCUUCAGGCCUCUGAUUGGAGGGCUGACCAAAGACCCUGCCCCUGGAUGCAAGCAGCAAGUAAGGCGGAGAAACUGAGGUAGAGAUGGGGAAUUCUCAGCCACAUUCCAGUAGUUCCUAGGGGUCUCUGAGUGUCAUGUGGUUAGCUGUCUGUCCAACCAGCCUGGAAGCUGGGCAGCCUUUCAGGAACAGCCAGGAAGUCUGGGCAUGGUGACGCACACCUGUGAUCCCGGCACUCAGAAGACUGAGACAGGAGGAUCACAGUGAGUGCAAGGCCAGCCUGGCCUACACGGUGAGUUCAAGGCCUGCCUAGAACUACAUAGUGAUGCUGGCUCAAAAAUCAUGAAAAAAAAAAGAAAUGAAACACCAGCAAAGCUGUGAGCCUCCUUCCUACUCCCUGGUGGGACAAAGCACUUCCUUCAAUGGGAACUUCAAAUCCUGUUUAGGAGAGUGGUCGAUCUAAACAUGAAAUUAAAACAUGUUGAGCAAGGAGCUGGCAGAGGAGGCCAGCAAAGCUCUGGGUGAGUGGCCCCUGGACCCCGGGAGGGGACGCUGGGCCUCCCUAGAACAGGAAGCCUAGGAGGGGCCAACUUAACCCUGUAGGGCUCUGGAUCCAGUUCAAACUGCAAGCUGGCCCUCCAAGGACCCCCACCUACCACCCCGGAAAGUAGGACCAGCUCAAGGAGAAAGGAGGGGUCCCUACAGGGGCGGGAGCAGGCCAUCAUGAAGACAGCUCUGGCAGAGCUAGCAGGAGUCUGGCUGGGCUAAGGAAUGCAGAGUAAGUUCGCCCAUCACUUGAUUUUUAUUUUUCCCAGCUGGCUGGAGUGGCCAGGGGCGGGAGGUGUCGGGAAGGGCUGCACCAGACUGCUCUAGGAUGAGACUCGGCUCCCCACCCCUGCCCCGCCAGCCCCAGCUUGCCCUGGGACAACUAAGUACACACACCCCCAACCCAGCAAGUGUUUGGCUGACUCACUACAUAAACAGGGUUUUGGGUUUUCUUUGUCUUUGCUCUGUUUUGGAUGGAAGCAAGCCCUCCCCCUCAACUCUGCAGCCUGUGUGCAGCUCUGAAGAUGCCCCACCAGAUGUCUCUCCUGGCCAGAGAAGGAAGGCGAGAGGUGACAAAGUGCAGAUUUACAGGUGAAGAAAUAGAGGCUCAGAAAGGUAAAGGCACCAGCAGAGAGGUGGAUAUGGGAUUUAAACUCGGGUCUGCUUGGCACCAGUGUGGAUCCUCUUGGUCACAGCAAAGGACACUGGAGACACCGCCGCGUCCUGACUGAUCCCUGGCAAGAGCAUCGAGGCCAGGGAUCGAACUCCGAACCUUAAGCUUGCUAGACAGGUGGCGAAACCACUGAGCUAAAUUCUCUACCCGGCCUAAGGAAGUCUCUAACAUAGCUCAGGAUGGCUUCGAAUUCGCAGCGAUCCUCCUGCCUCAGCCUCCCGAGUGCUGGGAUUACCGGCGUGUUCACGUCUGGCUAAAAGUGGCCUUUCUGGAGUAGUUGUAAAGUUCAAAUGAGUGAGGUUUUCAGCAGUGCUGGCAGUCGAGCCUGGGGCCUCAUGUAUGCUAGGUAAGUGCUGUCACCAAGCUAUACCCCUGCACCAUCUCAUUUAAUUCUAAUAUUCCUGUGAAGUAGCAACUAUUAUUACUGCCACCUCCAGAAACCAGGACAUUGAGGCUUAGCAGUAACACAUCCAAGGCCACACAGUUACUAAGUAGAAGAGUCAGAUCUGUUUUGAUCCCUUCUUUCACUCAGUCAGGAGUGAUUUGGUGAGUGUGCCUACUGUGAAAUGGCCCUGUGGUCCACAGCUGGGGCUUGAUGUGUGGGAGAAUAAAGAGAUCUGAGCAGUCAAGGAUCUGGGAAGGCUAUGGCAAGAGGAGACACACAGCUGGACCCUGAAGGAUGAGGAAUUGUUUCCAGAAGCUGAACAUUUGGCUGGACUCGUCUGCCCAUCUCUGGGCCAGCUUGCAAUCCAUUCAUCACUCAAACACCAAGGCUGCAGGGCAGUCUGGCGUCAGGGAAAAGGACUGCUACUUCCAGGCCAGUGAUAAGAAAGGAAAAUUCUUGCCCUAAGAAGGCCACGUGGUCCUGACAUGUUUCAGAACCCAGAGCCCAGGGAGUAGCCCAGAGGAUUGUCCCCUUUGUCCCUCAUUUUCCUCAGUGCAAAGGGCUCUCCUGUCCUCUUCCCAGGGGCCAGCUCCAGAGGCACUGCUCCCUGCCCUUGGGAGUGCUCAGAAAGGGCAUCGAGGAGGCAGUCACUGAAAAAUCCCGUCUUAGGGUCUGAAAGGCGCUCACAGAGCCACGUGGGAACUGAGGAUACCCACUUGUCCCGUGGUGGGGGAUAUUAAGGAAGGUGCCCCUGAAGAAGUAUUUGAAUGGGAUCGAGAAAGAUGAGUAAGUUUGGGAGUGGGAUAGGUGAAGUCAGCAGGAUUCCAGCUGGAUUCAACUGGAGUUGGGAUCACCAUCACUCCUGGGCGACUUCAUCAGGGUAUGUACUAUGGGGUAAUAUCGGGGCUCCCUCAGUGAGUGAGUGUGAGGUUUAGACCACCCAGGUUCAUGUUUAGUGGCUGGCAGAUUAAGGAUGAAAAACAUAGGUUAACCAACGUUGGUAAAGAACAGCUACCCCGCAAGUGCAGUAAAGCACUGCAAUCUUGUGCGUAGCAGGUGAGGAAGGGAGUGUGGUGAGAAAUGCCAGGGGUGAGACGAGGUACGAAUGCGAAAGCCAGGAUAAAAACCUAACAUUAAGGUAUCACACAGAGGAACCAAAGUAUCGGCGAGGCAGGAAUAAGCGGCCAGCGGGAAAGUGGCGGCACAAUCCAGAAGGGAGGCGGGCAAACACCACCGUUGUUGCCUUUUGUCUUCAAGCAGGCCAGGACCUGGAGCUUGAUUUGUCCAUCUGUUCUACGGGCAGGGGGUGAAAUGAAAGAGGAGGAAGAACAACUUUAGUCUUUCCCGCCCACUCGGAGUUGGUAGGGUCCAGCGUGACCGGCCUCGCCUGGUGGACUCCACUUCCCAGUAUGCAUCACGGAUCGGUGCGUAGCAGCGGCGCCUGACGUCAGGGGAGGGAGCUGGCCAGUGCUGAGGGGGCGCGCCGCGCAGGGGCGCGGAGCCGGGCGGCUCGGGGCCCAGAGAGCGCCGCGGCCGGGAGCCCGCCGGCCCCUGACAGCCCCCUCCCCCCGGCCGACGACGACGACGACGAGGGCGCGGGUCAUGGCGGAGCAGCGAACCCGGCACAAGCCCUGAGCACCGCGGCAUGGAGCGGGACGAAAGGCCGCCUAGCGGAGGGGGAGGCGGCGGAGGCUCGGCGGGGUUCCUGGAGCCGCCUGCCACGCUCCCUCCGCCGCCGCGCAACGGUUUUUGUCAGGAUGAAUUGACAGAGCUCGAUCCAGGCACUAAUGAGGAGACUGACAGUUUAACACUUGGCCAAGGUCACACAGCUGUUUCUGUUCCAGAUGAUCGGGCUGAACAACGAACCUGUCUCAUUUGCGGGGACCGUGCCACAGGCUUGCACUAUGGAAUCAUCUCCUGUGAAGGCUGCAAAGGGUUUUUCAAGCGGAGCAUUUGCAACAAACGGGUGUAUCGGUGCAGUCGUGACAAGAACUGUGUCAUGUCUCGGAAGCAGAGGAACAGGUGCCAGUACUGCCGCCUACUCAAAUGCCUCCAGAUGGGGAUGAACCGGAAGGCUAUCAGAGAAGAUGGCAUGCCUGGAGGCCGGAAUAAGAGCAUCGGGCCAGUCCAGAUAUCAGAAGAGGAGAUCGAAAGGAUCAUGUCUGGGCAGGAGUUUGAGGAAGAAGCCAAUCACUGGAGCAACCAUGGUGACAGCGACCAUAGUUCCCCUGGGAACAGGGCUUCAGAGAGCAACCAACCCUCACCAGGCUCCACACUGUCCUCCAGGUCUGUGGAAUUAAAUGGAUUCAUGACAUUCAGGGAGCAGUACAUGGGAAUGUCUAUGCCUCCACAUUAUCAAUACAUACCGCACCUUUUUAGCUAUUCCGGCCACUCACCACUUCUGCCCCCACAAGCUCGCAGUCUGGACCCCCAGUCAUACAGUCUGAUUCACCAGCUGAUGUCAGCCGAGGACCUGGAGCCACUAGGCACACCCAUGUUGAUCGAAGAUGGAUAUGCUGUGACGCAGGCAGAGCUGUUUGCCCUGCUUUGCCGCCUGGCCGACGAGCUGCUCUUUAGGCAGAUUGCCUGGAUCAAGAAGCUGCCUUUCUUCUGUGAGCUCUCAAUCAAGGAUUACACGUGCCUCUUGAGCUCUACGUGGCAGGAGUUAAUCUUGCUGUCAUCCCUCACAGUUUACAGUAAGCAGAUCUUUGGGGAGCUGGCUGACGUCACCGCCAAGUACUCACCCUCUGAUGAAGAGCUGCACAGAUUUAGUGAUGAAGGGAUGGAGGUAAUCGAGCGGCUCAUCUACCUGUAUCACAAGUUCCACCAGCUAAAGGUCAGCAAUGAGGAGUAUGCGUGCAUGAAAGCCAUUAACUUCCUAAAUCAAGAUAUCAGGGGUCUGACCAGUGCCUCACAGCUGGAACAGUUGAACAAGCGAUAUUGGUACAUUUGCCAGGAUUUCACUGAAUAUAAAUACACACAUCAGCCCAACCGCUUUCCUGAUCUCAUGAUGUGCUUACCUGAGAUUCGAUACAUCGCAGGAAAGAUGGUGAAUGUCCCCCUGGAGCAGCUGCCCCUCCUCUUUAAGGUCGUGCUGCAUUCCUGCAAGACAAGUGUGGUCAAGGAGUGACCUGUUCCCUGCGCCACAGAGCCUUGGGUAGGCAGGACAGGCUCAGGAGGAGAGAGCCGGAGACCAAGAUGGAGGCGUGGAGCAGUUAACCUCCAUAACGAGAAGAGUUUUUGUUUGUUUGUCUGUUUUUUUAACCUCAUUUUUCUAUAUAUUUAUUUCACGACAGAGUUGAAUGUAUGGCCUUCAACAUGAUGCACAUGCUUUUGUGUGAAUGCAGCAGAUGCAUUUCCUUGCAGUUUACAGAAUGUGAAAAUGUCUAAUGUUACAGUGUUGUCAUUGUUUAGAGAUAGUUCUUUUAUAUUUUGAGGGAGAGGGUGGGAUGGGCUGAGAUGACUAUUUCCAUGUUGACAAAGAUGACUACCUCAAUGGAAAUGGGGGUGAGACCAUCCCUACAAUUUCCACUUUUUCUCAGCAGACUUAUAUAUUUGUCUGUCAGAGAGCAAACUGCCUUUUUCUAGCCAUAUACUUGUCAAGAAAGAAUACACCAAAGGGGUGAAGUGGUGGCAGGAGAUUCACUAAGCAAGAUGGGCAAGACAUGUGGAACAGGAGAUGAGGGUUGAGCCAUCUCAAUGGAAAGCAUGAGAAUUGAGAGCAGGGCACAGGGACCAGAUGUAAAACAGGUGUCCUCUCAGCAGGUCAGACCUAAGGGCAAAAGGCUUCUGUUCUUUCUGACACUCUGCUGCCCUCCUCCUCUCCCUUCAGCACCCCUGUCCAUUUCUGCCACUGUCAACUGUUCAUCCAACAAGAACCUGGCAAUAAGUCAAUCCACAGGACUUGCCUACCUUGGGGCUCACAGCUACCUAGUUUCCUACCUGAUCUUCUAAGACCUACCCUUCUCAGACUCCUUCCCUCUCCCUUAUAAGUUUGACUUCCUCUCACCCCUUUGAAAACCUGAGCAAAAUGCCGUGUUCUGAAUCCUGAUGCCCACUACUGAUGAAGUGAUGCCCACUUCUUCUCUCACUUCUUUGCUUCAAAGGGUAGUAAGAUGAAGGCCAAGCUGCUGAAAGAGUAACUUCCUCCUUUGGAAUGCCCUGCCCCACUACCACCACCCCACCCACAGGACUCUAAAAGCUAAUUUCUUUUGUAAAUAGUGGAAAGGACUAUUCACCCUUCUGGCCAGAAAUGUUGCUCCUAAAUCCUACUCCAGGUUCUCCUAAUCUCCCCACAGUGAGACCACGUUUUUCCCAAGGCCCCAGAACUUAAAGCCUGGAGGAGCCCAGCUACCCAUUUGUGAGUCAGUACCUGGACCACCAAGGCCUGGAGGGCUGGGGCCUAAAGCACCUGGAAGGGAAGCAGGGUUUUUGUUUUGGGGGUUAUUUUUGGCACCAGGGAUCAAACUCAGGUCCUUGCACUUGCAAGGCAGGCUCGGUGCCACUGAGCUAAAUCCCCAGCCUGGGAAGGGGGAUUUUUAAACUACCUCAUAUUCCUAAGGGCCUGUCUGCUACCUCUGCAGGUUCGGCCUGCACCCCUUUUCUUUCACUGCCUGCCCCACGUCAUCCUGGGAAGUGCUCCUGCCCUUCUGGACUUUGGCAAGGGCCACACCAUGUCUGUCUUGGAGUUCUUUCAGGUGCUUUUCCCUUCUCUGCCUUAAUGCAGCAUUUGUUCCCACCCACACUCGGGCACCUCUGGCAGCCAGUGCUCCAGCCAGACUGUGCAGUGGUUGCAUCCUUGGGAGGGCUUGAGGGGCCCACAGUACUUCCUCUGGCUAUUUGGUCAAAGACUGUUUGCUCUCCCCUGACUCAGCCUAGUAAACCUAUCCAGGUGACCACCACAGUGUGCACAUACUGGGUAGUCUGGUUCUGUUUAUAAUUUUUCUUUUUGGUGAAAUGUUACGGGUACCAACCAGCAAAGAAGUGAUGUUUGUCCUUUGCUGGAUCUAAAACUCAAAGUGUUACUCCUCAAUGCCAUUUCCCCAACUGUUGUAAGAAAGAAAGAAGAGACAUGUUCCUCAGGAAAAGCUCCAACUACCACGUUUUUCAUAUGGCAAUGGGAAGAUUUAUGUGUUCGUGUGUGUCUGUUUAUUUGUUAAGUUCACAGUAUUUUUCUUGUUUUUCUGAAUUUUUUAUUUAACCAACGAGAUCAUAUUUUUUGGCCACAGGUUAGAUUCUGAGCUGCUUUCCUCAAACGGGGAAAGAGACACACAUUAGAGACCCCUUCUCUAAGACGGCUCCUGUGUGUAGCAUCUUUCCUUGCUUAGACCUCCACCUAUCAAAUUAUUAUUUUUUGAAAUUAUGUUUCAAAUUAAGCAUUUUACCCAUUGUAUUGGGUGUCAAAGGAAAUUGCUCUCUGAUUAAGCAAGACCAUGUCUCUCCGAUCAUGUAUUAUUAAACAGAGUAAGUUGUUAAUUUGUGGAGUGGGGAAAGGUUCUGCAAGUUGCCAUUGUACAGAUCCAUUUUUACAAAUGUUUGCAGCAGAUUCCACAGAACAAAGAGCCCAUUCAUUGCCGAGAGCCCUGCAGAAUCUCUAAGCCAAGUGGCUGUGUGUUCUGAGCCGGAGCCUGACCUGUGGACCGUCUUUAAUGUCUUCUGCACCCAGUCCUUUUAUGAUGUGGGCUUCUUUUAAACAGGGUAAAGUGAAUGUGUUGCAUUGCAAACUCAGGUAUUAUGAGGAGAAGGUAGGAGUGUAGCUAGCAGUGUGGAGACAUUAGGUCAGCCACUAGAUGUAUUUGUGAAUUUGGUUUGAAGGACACAGAGAAAGGUUGGAGGGGGAGGUUUGGCUUGUUUGGUUUUUGCCAUUAAUGUUUGGUUAACAGGCAGCCUUUUUGCUAGUGGAAGAAGAAAAAAGUUGUAUGUAUUGUCUCAAAUUCCUCUGUCCUCUCUCUGAUCCUAGCCACCAAAAGCACUCACUUUGAGUGAGUUUUCCACCAUAAAAAUGUGACCCUGAAAGCUGUGUGGAAAAGGAGAAUCCCACCUCCUUGCACUACGUUGAAACAUGCAAGCUUUUCCUUUCCUUUAUUAUUCUUGGACACUUUCUUAACCCUAGACAAUAGUUUGGAUUCCUGGAGCUUCAUCUCUAAUUCAUGCUGUUUGGCUCCCUUUGUAGAUAGUGGAGUCCUUUGCAAGGUGUGGUGCUCUGGCCCUUUCUGGAGAAAUUCCCCAGAACCUGCCUGAAGCACUCCAUCUAGCUCAGAGGACAUCCAGCUCCUGUGCCUAGCCUAUAAGAGAGGUGGGCCAACCUCCAGGGGUAGAAAGAAGCAGGCAGGAACUUUCCUGUCCCAAUCCCAGAACCACAGCAAGUAUAGGGGGAGCCUAGAGAUCUUUGUGGAGACACCGAAAGCCACUCCACUUCACACCAGCCUGCCUCUGCCCUGCCCCACUUCUCAGGGAAGUGAGUAUCUGCCAUGGUCAGUGUCACCAGAUCUUUAAAACCCUGGCCCCUCUGGGCGAGCUGCCCUGCUCUGCUACCCAUUCCCUACACUUGCUUGUUCUUGGUUUCCUGGGGAGUGGGACAGAUAGAGACAGAUAAAUCAGUGUGGGCAACAUCUAAGCUAUGACCAAGAUUGGCCAGAGUAAAGAGACCCUGGCUUCCCAGCAGGGCAGGAAUUUGAGCAGUGGUUCCAAAUUCUUAGCUUUGGAUGCCUGAUCUAUGUGUUUUGUCCUUGUUGCAUUUUAAAUUUUUGCUUUUAAGAAAUUUCAGUCUUCAGACUAGUCCUUUUUAUUAAACUUUAAAUUUUUCUUUAUUGAUGGUUAAAAAACAAAAAUAACCCCCAAAAAAGCCCCACUACCCUUUCUCCCCCACCUUGAUCCAUGAGAGGCCCCCAUCACCACUCACUCCCUUUUGCCUCUGCAGUUGAUCAUCCCUUCCUUUUUCUUCAGCUGGAAGCAUCUCUGUCCAGUGUCUGUGAAAUGAUGUUUCAUCUGUGUCUCAGGAUGAAAAGCGGCAAUCAUCCCACCAGGUGCUGGAAACUGGCUAGUCUUGAGGCAAGGGUUUCUAGGGCCACAGCUCAGGGAUGUGUAUUUAACUACAGGGUCCCCAGAAACCCCUCUCUCGGCUGCUGUAAGCAACAUCUGCUUUUCUGGGCUUGGGAGCCAAACUCAGACUGUUUCCUUCAGAGGCAGGAGCCCCAGAGAGCCUGCUGGCUUUCUUCUUGGCCUUCCAGGGCCACCUUGAGACUUGAAGACUUUUGACUGUCCUGCAACAUGAGCCUUGGUGGCCCUGCCUCUGCCAGCGCAUAAGAAGCCUGGCCCCUCCGCCCAGUCCAUUCUCCAUCUGACCUCCCUCUUCUGGGCCUGCAGCCCUAAGUGGGCCAUGGCUUGCUCAGGAAUCAGCUGUAGGCUUGAAAGGAAGCUGGGAGGAAGGCCAGAGCCUGCUCCAAGCCCAAGAAAAAUGCUGAGAUCCUGGCGGAGGCUAGUCUUCCAAAUCCUGGAGCCAGCCCUGCCGGCCAAAGGAUCCUCUUUGCUCUUUGGUGACCGUUGUUUUCUUUGCUGAAAUGUCUUAUUAUAAGUGAUAAUGUUGUUGACUCAAAUUUCCAUGAAAAAAAAAAAAAAAA